CAACCUGACUGACAGAGGGGGAGGGGGAGGCUCGCUGAGCGAUAGAUUGGAUGGAGCAGAGAAAUAAAAACCUUAUGCGUGCCAGUCAGCUGAAGACAGAGUGAAAUACACAGAGAAAGAAGAAAGAGAAAACACAAAAGGGAGCAGACUCGUGUUAUAACAGAAGCGGUGUUGGGUUUAGAGGACAGACAACAGAGAGAAACACGCACGCGGAGGUUUCGAGGAGCCUCAACAAGCCGUGAUUUUUCACCUUGGCCAUACGUGAGUAACAGAAGGACUCCAGUGGAGAGAUUUCACCGGCUUUGUUUUCCCUCCCUCCCCCUCUCUGAACCCUCCUGCCUCCUCUGAAUGAUUGAAGCCAUGCCCAUCGUGUCUGCAAGCACAGGGCUGCAUGAGACUCUGGCCCUGCUCACCUCUCAGCUCCACCCUGAUGCCAACUAUAAAGAGGACCUGGUCUUCCUCAAAGAUGUCUUCAGUGAAAAAAGCCUUGGUUACCUCAUGAAGAUCCAUGACAAACUGAGGCAGUAUGAGAAACACAGCCCGACUCCAGUUCUACACAGCGCCUCCUGUCUGGCAGAGGAUCUGGCAGAAGAGCUGCAGAAUGGAGCGCUGGAGUCCGAUGAGAGAGAACUGCUUCUUCUGCUGAGCACUCCUCACCUCAAGGCGGUGCUGUCGGCCCACGACACAGUGGCCCAAAAGAACUUUGACCCGGUGCUGCCACCACUGCCGGAGGAUCUGGAUGAUGACCUGGAGGAAGAGUCGGUCAAGAUUGUACGCCUGGUGAAGAACAAGGAGCCCCUGGGAGCGACUAUCCGGAGAGACGAGGCGACAGGAGCUGUAAUCGUGGCCAGAAUCAUGAGAGGAGGAGCAGCCGACCGCAGUGGUCUGGUCCAUGUAGGAGAUGAGCUACGAGAGGUCAACGGAAACCUGGUAACACACAAAAGACCAGAUGAAAUUAGUCAGAUCCUGUCCCAGUCACAAGGCUCCAUCACACUGAAAAUCAUUCCAGCUGUUGCAGAAGAAGACAGACUGAAGGAAAGCAGGGUUUACCUUCGGGCUUUGUUUGACUACACACCCUAUGAGGACAAGGCCACGCCGUGCCAAGAGGCGGGACUUCCUUUUAAGAGAGGGGACAUUCUUCAGGUUGUUAGCCAGGAGGACGCCACCUGGUGGCAGGCCAAGAGGGUGGGCGACUGUAACCUGCGUGCUGCCCUCAUCCCCUCUACACAGUUCCAGGAGAGGCGCCUGAGAUACAGGAUGAAAAUGGGUUCUUUCCCUGCCCCUCUGUCCCCCAAAGCUCCUACAUAUGAUCGUGCUGAGAGAGAAGACUGUGACAGUGAGGGUGCUCUGAAUGGAAAGGAUAUAGUUUCUCCCAAGAGUAAGGCAGUCCCUGCCUUCUGUGGCCAUGCUUUCUCAUGGGAUUUUUACUCAGCUGGCCUGCGCAGAAGUUUCCGCCUCAGGAAAGAUCGCCAGGGUUCACCAGGAGAACCUCACACUCCCGAUGCCAAUCACACAGAGUUCCUGAUUUAUGAAGAAGUAACACAAUAUCUGCCACGCCCUGGUGAAAGGCCUCGUCUUAUAGUACUGAUUGGUUCCCUGGGAGCUCGGAUCACUGAGCUCAAACAGAAGGUGAUCGCUGAAAAUCCUCGACGUUAUGGUUUGGCUGUGCCUCACACCACUCGAGCCAGGAAGUGUCACGAGAGAGAAGGAGUGGAGUACCACUUCAUCACGAAAUCUGCUUUCGAGGCUGACAUCCAGAAUGGCAAAUUCAUUGAAUAUGGGGAGUAUAAAGAUAAUCUGUAUGGCACCAGUUUGGAGUCCAUUCACAGAAUUCUGGAUCAAAACAAGGUCUGUCUGGUGGAUGUGCAACCACAGGCACUGAAGACUCUACGUACGGCCGAGUUCAAACCGUAUAUCAUCUUUAUAAGGCCUCGCAUCUAUGAUAGUCAAAGGAAACGGCUUGGCUCCUCCUCCUCACUCAGCUUAGCGAUCACGGAGGAGGACCUACAGGAAAUGAAACAGUCAGCUGAGCAGAUGGAUGAGUGCUACGGCCAUGGGGUGGACUAUGUUUUGGUGAAGGAGGACCCAGUCAGUGCCUUAGCUGAGCUCCAGGUCGUACUGGAGAGGGUGCAGAUGGAGCCUCAGUGGGUGCCUGUGUCCUGGGUGAGGAGCUAGCCUACUUAAUGGAACUUUAUUGGUUCAAAUUGGAUCAGCUGACCUCUGUGUGUCCAGGACGGAUAAAACUGCAGGAAGCCUCCAGAGCUUCUGAGUGUUGGAGUGAUCCAGUGUUUACUGCCAUACUAACCAUUACACAAAUACAGGUUUGUGAUAGUUGGCUGAGUCAAGUCAGUAUCAUAAAAGAGCAUUUGCAAUAACUGAAAGCUGCUUUUUCCAUCAGUCUGAACACCAAGCCUUUCUGUUUUAGAUUCUUCAGUGUUAAAUGACAUACUGUAUACCUAAACUAUACAAUGGCAACAGCUGACAGGCUUGUAGGACAAAGAUCUGCACCCAGUAUGAUCAAUUAUGUGAGACGUCUACUGUAAUAGCAGCUACAAUGUGAAGUGCCAUAUCGAGCAGUUACAAACAAUAUAAAAAAUCUGCUCACGCUGGAGGCUGUACUCGUGUUACUGUUACCUGACUUUGACAAAAGCCUGAAUUAAAUAAGAGAAACGUGUUGAA
Messenger RNA from Siniperca chuatsi (mandarin fish), 2679 nucleotides. It is a transcript of the gene mpp3b, whose product is annotated as MAGUK p55 scaffold protein 3b. Gene Ontology annotation, cellular component: cell-cell junction; plasma membrane. The coding region runs from base 349 to 2175 and encodes 608 amino acids. NCBI's taxonomy places the organism in Eukaryota, Metazoa, Chordata, Actinopteri, Centrarchiformes, Sinipercidae. The transcript has 20 exons. Gene Ontology annotation, molecular function: protein binding. The record is from RefSeq and is a predicted model, not a curated record.